AGAAUGGAGGAGCAGAGUUGCUAUUACAAGGGAUUUAUUUGUGGCUUUUCAAUAGCAACAGGUGCAGCAGCAAGACUAGUGUCAGGAUACGACAGCUAUGGAAAUAUCUGUGGGCAGAAAAAUACAAAGUUGGAAGCAAUACCAAACAGUGGCAUGGACCACACCCAGCGGAAGUAUGUAUUCUUUUUGGAUCCAUGCAACCUGGACUUGAUAAACCGGAAGAUUAAGUCUGUAGCACUGUGUGUAGCAGCAUGUCCAAGGCAAGAACUGAAAACUCUGAGUGAUGUUCAGAAGUUUGCAGAGAUGAAUGGUUCAGCACUAUGUAGCUACAACCUAAAGCCUUCUGAAUACACUACAUCUUCAAAAUCUUCUGUUCUCUGCCCCAAACUACCAGUUCCGGCGAGUGCACCUAUUCCAUUCUUCCAUCGCUGUGCUCCUGUGAACAUUUCCUGCUAUGCCAAGUUUGCAGAGGCCCUGAUCACCUUUGUCAGUGACAAUAGUGUCUUACACAGGCUGAUUAGUGGAGUAAUGACCAGCAAAGAAAUUAUAUUGGGACUUUGCUUGUUAUCACUAGUUCUAUCCAUGAUUUUGAUGGUGAUAAUCAGGUAUAUAUCAAGAGUACUUGUGUGGAUCUUAACAAUUCUGGUCAUACUCGGUUCACUUGGAGGCACAGGUGUACUAUGGUGGCUAUAUGCAAAGCAAAGAAGGUCUCCCAAAGAAACUAUUACUCCCGAGCAGCUUCAGAUAGCUGAAGACAACCUUCGGGCCCUCCUCAUUUAUGCCAUUUCAGCUACAGUGUUCACAGUGAUCUUAUUCCUGAUAAUGUUGGUUAUGCGCAAACGUGUUGCUCUUACCAUCGCCUUGUUCCACGUAGCUGGCAAGGUCUUCAUUCACUUGCCACUGCUAGUCUUCCAACCAUUCUGGACUUUCUUUGCUCUUGUCUUGUUUUGGGCGUACUGGAUCAUGACACUUCUUUUUCUUGGCACUACCGGCAGUCCUGUUCAGAAUGAGCAAGGCUUUGUGGAGUUCAAAAUUUCCGGGCCUCUGCAGUACAUGUGGUGGUACCAUGUGGUGGGCCUGAUUUGGAUCAGUGAAUUUAUUCUGGCGUGUCAGCAGAUGACAGUGGCAGGAGCUGUGGUAACAUACUAUUUUACUAGGGAUAAAAGGAAUUUGCCAUUUACACCUAUUUUGGCAUCAGUAAAUCGCCUUAUUCGUUACCACCUUGGUACGGUGGCAAAAGGAUCUUUUAUUAUCACAUUAGUCAAAAUUCCGCGAAUGAUCCUUAUGUAUAUUCACAGUCAGCUCAAAGGAAAGGAAAAUGCUUGUGCACGAUGUGUGCUGAAAUCUUGCAUUUGUUGCCUUUGGUGUCUUGAAAAGUGCCUAAAUUAUUUAAAUCAGAAUGCAUACACAGCCACAGCUAUCAACAGCACCAACUUCUGCACCUCAGCAAAGGAUGCCUUUGUCAUUCUGGUGGAGAAUGCUUUGCGAGUGGCUACCAUCAACACAGUGGGAGAUUUUAUGUUAUUCCUAGGCAAGGUGCUGAUAGUCUGCAGCACAGGUUUAGCUGGGAUUAUGCUGCUCAACUACCGGCAGGACUACACAGUAUGGGUGCUGCCUCUGAUCAUCGUCUGCCUCUUUGCUUUCCUAGUCGCUCAUUGCUUCCUGUCUAUUUACGAAAUGGUAGUGGAUGUAUUAUUCUUGUGUUUUGCCAUUGAUACAAAAUACAAUGAUGGGAGCCCUGGCAGAGAAUUCUAUAUGGAUAAAGUGCUGAUGGAGUUUGUGGAAAACAGUAGGAAAGCAAUGAAAGAAGCUGGUAAGGGAGGCGUCGCUGAUGCCAGAGAGCUAAAGCCGAUGGCUUCGGGAGCAAGUUCUGCUUGAACCUAGCCGACGGUUAUGGAAACCCAUUGACAUUCCAAAACAAUAUAUACACAUAACUAUGUAUUUGUGUGUGUGGGUGUGUGUAUAUAUGUAUAUGUAUGUGUGUAUAUAUGUAUAUGUAUAUACACACACACACAUAAAUCAGCCAAAAUCAGAGAAAAGGAACAGGGAUUUAAUACCUUUUUUAUGCUUAUUUUUGUCAAACAUGUACUCCUUUCAUACGGGUGGCUUUUACAAGGCAACUUCCGUCAUUUAAUGUUUUCAACUGUAAUUGUCUUAAUGGAAAUGUUAAAAUUCAUAUCUGAUUAACAUUUUUAAUAACUUAGAGGAGAUUUUAACUUUAGUUAUUUAAAAAUAGGUAAAAUUAUUGUACCAAAUUAUGUCUAAAGUUUUUUCAGGGGUGAUUUCCCUGAUGUGUGUAUAAAAUCAAGAUCUUAUUUUACUGAUGCAUAAGUCCUAGUGAGUCAAGACUAGGCAUAUGCUUUCAGAUAAAUAAGGAAUUACUCCAAUCAGUUUUCCCCAAUCAAAGAAGCCAUGUCAUUUUACUUUUAGAAACAUACAAGUGGGCCCAAUAUGGGAAUUUUCAUAAUAGUUCAUACAUUUGUCAGCUAACAUUAAAAGGUAACCAACUCCUCAGGUAUUUGUAGUUUACCCUAACGCUUCUUUAAAAGAAAGUAGGUAAAAAAAAGAAAAGGGUAGAUAAUCUUUCGUAUGCAAACUUUUUCCUUAUAUUUUGUCUUUGUUUCCUUUUUGACUUUAGUAGCAUCCUCCACACAUUUGUGUGCCUGAUUUGAAAGGAAGCUGGGGCACCCAGCAAGUUUAGCCUUUAAGUUUCUGUGUAUUGAUUUGCAGAUUAAGUAAUGCUGGGAGGAAUAAAGAAGGGACAGAAACAUGGAACAUAAAGCAUUGAAAAUUGCGGUGCUUGGGCUUCUGCUUCAGAGUAACGUCAGUGGCUUAGGGUUAAAUGGCCAUUUUAUUCAAAUGCUUGCUAUACAAUCUGAAAACACACUGGCAGGUGCUCCUCUCCUUGGCAAUUCAUUGAGUAUCCAGAGUUCUACGAUGUUUAACUGAAGAAUUGGCUAAUGUGUUGAUCCUCCAGUGUGACUGUUCUUUUUGUUUGGGGGUGGGUCUGGGGUUUUUUGCUUUUUUAUUCCUGAAGCUUACCAGAUAUGAAUGGCUAAUAUUCCAUUGUUCUGCUUAUUGUAAUGGUGAAUGCUUUAAGAAAAAAAAAAGUGUAAUUUGCUAAGAAUAAUUCAUGAUCUGUUUAUGCGAUAACUCCUUUUUGUUACAAUUUUUUUAAAAAAAGCUAUUUUUGUUAAUGUAAAGUAAAUAUUUCAGAGCAAAUUUUUUAAACUUAUUGCACUAAAUACAGGCUCUGUACAAAAAACAAAAAAAGCCUCAGCAUUUUAUCAUUCCAUGGAAGGAGAAUCUUUUGAAAGAAAGCAUUGCCUCCUACCAGAACUAGACAGUGAAUGAGACCGGUAUUAUGGAAAUGCAUACAAGUAAUGUCACUAGGGCUUCAUAAGCAGCUGUUUGCUAAUGUGCUUCCUUUCAAAGGGUUGGACCUCUAAAUUGCUGCAAAAGGUAAAUGGUAUUUUUUUUUAAGUAUUGGCGUUCUUUACUCUAGGUAGGCUAAAAUUUGCUAAAUGCCUUGGUUUCUUUUCAAAGUUCAUGUAAUAUUUCUGAUUUUUCAGAAUAUUUGCAAUAAGAGUCUGGAUUUUAAAACACACACACAUACACACAAUUAAGAGCUCAUGUCUUAGCAAGAUCUGGGAAACCAACAUUGCAAGAGUAGCUAUUUGGAAAGAAUAAUUCUCCAGAAGUUAACAUCUAACAUCUAGUAUCACCAAACAGUAUCACUGUUCUCUUUUAUUCAUCUGAUAUGGAAUAAAUAUAAUUAUGUAACUAACAAUUGUCCAAAUAGAUGAGAGAGCAAAUCAUGUGAGAAAAUUCAGAAUACCAUCUGUUUCAUAGCCACACAGAUUUUGGACUUUCACAAACAUUGGGAACUAAAUUUAGAAUUGGCAAAAGUCUAGAAGAUGGGUAUCCAAACAGAAGACAUUCCAGGAGCUAGCAAUUUAAAGAGGUGUCCCUCCAAAGUGACCUGAUGGAAGUCCUGAACUUGGAAAUUAGGUUCUACUCACUUGGACAUCCCUGCAUCAUGGACUGUUGCUGCUCCCUGUUCCAUAUGCUCGCAAUCUCAGCUAUUUGGAAGCCACCAGGAAUGCUUUCUAAUUAUCAUUUGCAACUAGAACUGUAAUCAGAAAGAAAUUUUGUAUUUUUGUAUAACUUGAUUGUGUGCCAUUUUAUAUAACAGGUCCUGUUUUACAAAUAAAUUUUGUUUUACUAACAUUGUGUUUAGAAAUUA
This is a messenger RNA of Mandrillus leucophaeus (drill), 4246 nucleotides long. RefSeq names its product solute carrier family 44 (choline transporter), member 1 (gene SLC44A1). Gene Ontology annotation, molecular function: choline transmembrane transporter activity. Gene Ontology annotation, biological process: transmembrane transport; choline transport. The record is from RefSeq and is a predicted model, not a curated record. Bases 4 to 1878 code for a protein of 624 amino acids. NCBI's taxonomy places the organism in Eukaryota, Metazoa, Chordata, Mammalia, Primates, Cercopithecidae. Gene Ontology annotation, cellular component: plasma membrane. The transcript is spliced from 15 exons.